GUAUCCGGCAUUUAAGUAUUCCCCUCGAUGAACUCACAAAAUAUCUCAGACUCGGAAGAAGAUGACACUGUCUUUACCUUUUCAUCUGCGCCUAGGGCACUUCCUCCUGACGCACGAGCUCGAGAAGAUGAGUUCCGUCUGCAGAGCCGCGGCAACGCCACAACUCCCAUCCAGCAUCUGCCUAACGAGAUCAUGUCGGAAAUAUUUAUGUUUUGGGCCUAUGGCGGUGGGCCCUCUCGAGGUCGGACUGCUCGUCAUCUCAGCACUGUUUGCACGGGAUGGAGAAACAUCGCCAUCACCGACCCCCGUCUGUGGACUCAUCCCAAUCUCAUCUUCCGCGGAUGACGCUUGACAGACGAGUCGAUCACUGUCCUCGAGGAGAUCUUGCUCAGGUCACAGCCCUGCAAAUUUUCUUUGAGACUCAACUCUCCGGAUCCACAAACGCCAGGCUUGGAACGCAUAUUGUUAGCGGUCAUAUCGAGCAUGGAGAGGCUAGAGAGCCUUACGAUGGUAUUGCCAGAAACCGCACUCCAAACACUCAAUCAAUUUACACAGGAGUCGCGCUCUCUGCCAGCCCUCAAAUUCUUUAAAUACGAGUCCAACUUGGAUUCCCCGGCCGACCUGGAUGUCGUCUUUCCUGUCGCGCCGGUGCUUCAAAAGGUCAGGUUGCAGUACCGGACUCGCGGUAUAGUUCGUCAUUGGACCAUGCCAUGGCACCAACUCACCACUUUCAGAUCUCACCGACUGUUCUCUUCACUCAGUGAAGCGCGCGACACCCUACUCGCCUGCUCUUCCGUCGCACAUUGUACGAUGUUCUACAUCCCUUACCCAGAUCCGGGCGAAAUCACAUCCCC
Stereum hirsutum FP-91666 SS1 is the source of this 854-nucleotide messenger RNA. RefSeq lists its product as uncharacterized. Bases 28 to 345 code for a protein of 105 amino acids. Lineage: Eukaryota; Fungi; Basidiomycota; Agaricomycetes; Russulales; Stereaceae. The transcript has 2 exons. The record is from RefSeq and is a predicted model, not a curated record. Gene Ontology annotation, molecular function: protein binding.